Messenger RNA from Vigna angularis (adzuki bean), 777 nucleotides. RefSeq lists its product as uncharacterized. The record is from RefSeq and is a predicted model, not a curated record. Lineage: Eukaryota; Viridiplantae; Streptophyta; Magnoliopsida; Fabales; Fabaceae. Bases 1 to 777 code for a protein of 258 amino acids. The transcript has 2 exons.
AUGUCGGUAUCGGAAUACACCAACAAGUUCAAGCAUUUGGUGAGGUUGAAUACUAUGGCUAUAAAUGAGGAGUGGCAGUGUCGAAAGUUUGAGAAUGGAUUGAGGAGUGAUAUGAAAUUAUUGGUCUCCAGCUUGUGCAUUAAGUCGUUCCCUGCCAUGGUGGAAAGAGCUAAGGUAUUGGAGAAGAACACGUUAGAGGUGGAACAACAAAAGAAGCUGCUGCAGCAGAGCGUUCGAGGUCCAAUUUCUUCCCGAAACAGUCCAAGUCUGAGAAGAACUCCUUAUACUCGGCCUUCACCUUCUACAGACUUUUGUAGUUCAUCUUCUCAACUAUCAGGGCCUCACUACAAGUCUGCAUGUCCUCAGCUGGUGGGAGGAAAGUUCUGCGUUCGGUGUAGAAAGAAAGGUCGUGUGGAGAGUGAGUGUAAUAUGGGAAGGAGAGCAGUUGUAAGGCCUCCAAAUGCUGGAAGGAGUCAGUCGAGAGGUAGUGGCCGAGCACAAGCAGUGGGACGGGUCUAUGCAUUGACAGGAGUUGAAGCAGCAAGUUUAGGUAACCUCAUUAUCAGUACUUGCUUGCUGUUUGGUGUUUCUUGCUGUGUGCUGUUUGAUUCGGGAGCAACACAUUCCUUCAUCUCGAAGGCAUGUGUUGAGAAAUUGGGAUUGACCGAGAGUGAGAUGCAGUUUGAUUUGGUGGUGUCAUCCCCAACAGCUGGUGAGGUUAGGACGUCUACUGUAUGUAGGGGUGGGCAAACUGCACCACAGUUCACUGCACUAUGA